Gigantopelta aegis is the source of this 3808-nucleotide messenger RNA. RefSeq names its product bone morphogenetic protein 3-like. Lineage: Eukaryota; Metazoa; Mollusca; Gastropoda; Neomphalida; Peltospiridae. Gene Ontology annotation, cellular component: extracellular region. Bases 3 to 1154 code for a protein of 383 amino acids. Gene Ontology annotation, biological process: BMP signaling pathway; SMAD protein signal transduction. Gene Ontology annotation, molecular function: cytokine activity; growth factor activity. The record is from RefSeq and is a predicted model, not a curated record. The transcript is spliced from 2 exons.
CCAUGUUCAUCUUUAAUUUGUCAUCAGUUUCACAGACAGAAAAAGUGUUACGUGCGGAGGUACAUUUACAUAAACGAAAAUCAAAACCUUGGCACAGACGUACGGACGUGGAGGUGUCGUUGUUCGAGGUGGCGCCACAUUACAUGAGCGAGAUCGGGAAGAUAACUCUGCCGCACGCCUCGCACGGCUGGCAGUGGUACUCCGUGACGAACGCCGUGCUCAGCUGCGUGGCCACGGGCCGCUUUCACCCUCAUCUUUUGGCCUUGACCUUCAAGGCCGAGAAGGCAGACGGCAAGGUGAAGACGGUGGCGCUGAAGAAGUUCGUGCGCCACCACUCGAUGCCGUUUCUCAUAGUGUAUUCCAACGAGACGGAGAACGUGAAUCUGGAUCAGCUGGACAAACUGGCCGAGAAAAUCAAACUACAGAACCUGGCGAAGCAGACGACAGACUCGCCAGACAGUUCUUCAGACAACAGUCUCGUCACGAGCAGGAGCGACAGUGAAAGGAGGAGGAAGAGGACCAAAGAACAUUCGCUGCGGUCUAAGAGAUCCAUCUUCACGAACGAGAUUCCGGAGGACCCGGCGGAUUACGACCGAUUUCACUACAGGUUCAACAUUCCACAGACACAUCCGGGCAUUUUACAGGCGAGAAAGGAAUCGAGGACUAAGAUCUCGGAUAUACAACUGAUUCCUUAUCCGGCGGAAAAGAGAAAACGGAAGCGGAAGCACCGCCGCCGGAACCGGAAGAAAGGUCGCAAGAGCAGCAAGCGCCUCAAGUUUCCCGACGAGUGGGACGAUGUUCGUGAGAACCUGGCCACGCUAAACAACAAUCCCAGUGAUCUGUGCGCUAAAAGAAAACUCGUUGUUGAUUUUGCUGAUAUUGGCUGGGGAGAAUGGAUAAUUUCACCGAAGUCGUUCGAAGCCCACUUCUGCGCGGGAAGUUGCCCAUUUCCUUUGACAAAGCGUCUUCGUCCGUCGAACCACGCCACCAUCCAGAGCAUCGUGCAUGCCAUCGGCAUCUACUCCAACGUCCCCGCGCCGUGCUGCAUCCCUGACGUGAUGUCGUCGGUGACGCUGCUUUACUUCGACGAGGACAGGAACGUCGUCCUCAAGAACUACCCCGGAAUGACGGUACAGACGUGCGCGUGUCGCUAACAGUCGACACACACCGGGUGCACGUGACACCCAAAACAUACCUGAAACGAAAACGAGGCUAUCGUGUUGUGCCAAAAAAAUUCGCAAAAUACAAUAUGCCAUUCUGGAUGAACAGGGAAAAAAAAGAAGAUAUCCAAACAAACAAAAAAGGAAAAUAACAACGUCGAUUCCCAAACCAGUGUUUUACCAUGGAUGCAGAAAACUGGUAUUAAGAGAUUGUGGGUUUUAUCGUAUGACGUAAUAAAGGUGUGACGUAAUAACGUAAUAUGGUGUUUGCUUAUGACGAUACAAAAUUCAACAUUCGAUGGAGUAGAGAGAUCUUCGUGAGCCAGUGUCGGAUGAUAUGAACAUUUUAGUAGUUAAUAUAUGAAGACGAACUGAAAUUGUUUAACGGUUUAGGUUUGGUAUCUAUGUCAUGUUUAAAUGGUGAAAUCCCCGCGCGGUAAAUGUCUAACAAUCAGUAUGACGUCACAUUUACCGAUAAUGGACAAGCAGCAUUCUUUGACGUCGAAUAAUGCCAUACCAACAGGUGGCGAUAUAUGGCAAUACAAGGAGUUAAUAAUCAAUGGGGUUUUUUUAUUUUUUAUUUAUUUAUAUUUUUUUUUUGUUCUUUUUUUUUUUUGGAGGGGCGGGGAGGUGUGUGGGUUUUUAUAGAUAUUUUGUUUUGAGGAGGGGUGGUGGGUUUGUGUUGGGUUUUUUUCCAAAUAAAAUAUUGUGCAUUAAAUCCUAUAUAUGGUGCACACAUCCAUUAUGCUACUUAACACUUAAAAUGAAUAAGCACGAAAGCUGGUAAACGUGCUAUUUGUUUUUUAUAACAUAAGAUCUCACUACACAAUUCACUUAUGGAUAAAAAUUCAUUCAUAGCGGUCAACGAUAGUUCCAAACUGUGGCACAUGUUGUGGUUCACAUAUUCACUUUUAGUUCAGUUGAAUCGGUUCCUGCACCACCUGUACGGACAUACUGGGUCGUAAAGCAACACAUAGAGACGUAAAGUAAGGAGUGGAAAUAUAUGCAGAUAUAAUAUAUCUUCCCAUUGAUAUAUGUCGCUAGUGCCAUCGAGAUGCCAUUCUAUUAGCAAUUUACAAUUGGAGUUGAGCAAUUUAAUAGUGAUUGCAUUAGCAGAUGAACUGUGUAGUGAAAAUCUAAGCGUGUAGUGAAGAUCUAAGCUGUAUAUCGCCACCCCGUUCGAUCACCAUCAGGAUAUAUAUUAUAAAAAAGUGUGUUACUCUCACAUGCCGUUGAUUAACGACACACGAGGAACUUGCGUGUAGUUAGUAGUACCAAGUAGUAUAGUUUAUUAAACGUUUGUGGUGAAUAAUAUUCAAAUAAUUUAUGCAGUGUAUACCUCAUUAUUUGUUUACAGUACGGCAUAAUUCCUACUUGUAUUGAAUGUUAGAAAACUGAAUAGAGUGGUUUGAAAACACUAAACAUCUGUUUAUAUAAGUGAUUGGUUAUAUCGAUCGUGUACAAAAAAGAUGUAUUUAAACAACUAUUAAGUUGUAUAUGUAGUGUUUGUAUAUAUAGAUCACGUUAGAUAAUCAUAUGGUAUAGGUGACGUACACCAAUUACGUAAUAAUGUAUGUCACGUGUUGUGUGCUGAUGACGUAAUGACGAUUGUAACGUAAUGCUUUACGUAAUGCUGUAGGUUUUCUUUGCGUGACAAAAUUGACAAAGAACGCAUGUUUUAAAAAAUCAACAACAAAAAAUUGGGAGUCAGCUCUAGGGCAAAACGAUAAACUGGUUAAAAUGGCACCCGUUUUAUGUACAUAUGUCUGUCUGUCUGUCCGUGGUGUGCGGUUUGUAUACGGGUGUUGUUUGUUCGAGACAGUGAUCAUAAAAACCUGUCGCAGAUCUACCUCUAUUUCGUCCAUUAUGUGGAUAUAGUUUUGUUCAUCGUGUGGAUAUAGUUUGUCCAUAUCAUGGAUGUAGUUUUGUCUAUCACGUGGAUAUACUUUUGUCCAUUACGUGGAAAUGUUGUUGUCCAUCGUGUGGAUAUAGUUUUGUCUAUUACGCGGAUAUAGUUUUAUCCAUCGCAUGGAUAUAGAUUUGUCCAUCACGUGGAAAUGAUUUUGUCUAUCGCGUGGAUAUUGUUUAAUCUUUCACAUGGAUAUACUUUUGUUCAUCACAUGAAUAUAGUUUUGUUUAACACGUGAAUAUAAUCAUGUCCAUUGCCUGGAUGAUAUUCUGUCCAUCGUGUGGAUAUAGUUUUGUCCAUAACGUGGAUAUAGUUUUAUCUGUCACGUGAAUAUAACGAUGUUCAUUGUGUGGAUAUAGUUUUGUCCAUAACGUGGAUAUAGUUUCGCCUAAAACGUGGAUACAUUUUGAGCCAGUACUUAAACCGUGUAUACGUUGAAAAGACAAAUCGACAUGUCAACAUCUCUCUUCCAUUCACACAAAUGUUUAAAAAAUGUUUUGCUCAGUUUAACGUAUUUUCAUAUGUACGUUUUACUAAGACAAGAAGACUAUAUUCUGGCGAUGGGCAUUUGUGAAAAAAAUAUCUAUUAUAAUUAUAUAUAAAUUGUGAUUGUUUAUUUGUUUUUGUUUGCUCUUAUUUUACGGUCUGCUGUCAUUUCUUUAGAGCAGUGAUAUGAAUAGGCAAAUACGUAGAAUAUUAUUGUUAAUAUUAUUAUUUAUUUUCAUUUAUAAUUAAAAUG